Nothobranchius furzeri (turquoise killifish) is the source of this 5586-nucleotide messenger RNA. It is a transcript of the gene adgra3, whose product is annotated as adhesion G protein-coupled receptor A3. Gene Ontology annotation, molecular function: G protein-coupled receptor activity; protein binding. Gene Ontology annotation, biological process: cell surface receptor signaling pathway; G protein-coupled receptor signaling pathway. Lineage: Eukaryota; Metazoa; Chordata; Actinopteri; Cyprinodontiformes; Nothobranchiidae. Gene Ontology annotation, cellular component: external side of plasma membrane; plasma membrane. The record is from RefSeq and is a predicted model, not a curated record.
GGACAGCAGGAGCACAGGAGGUAGAGCGGGUUGUCCAAUAAUCGGGGGGUUGUAAGAUUGAUCCUGACUCCUGGCUGAAAUUUUUGCUGUUGUGUCCUUGGGCAAGACACUUAACCUUGCCUGCUAGUGGUGCUCAGAGGGGCCGGUGGCACCAGUGCUUGGCAGCCUGGCCUCUGUCAUUGUGCCUCGUGCAGGGCAGCUGUGGCUACAGUAUAGCUCAUCACCAGUUGUGUGAAUGAAUGAAUGAUACACUGUAGUGUGACACACUGGAGACCUCUGACUCUGAAAGGCACCUUCUAAAAGUGUAGGUCAUUUAUCGAUCGUUUUUGUAUUUACUUUUCCAUUAAAUCUAGUUUUAUUCGUGUAUUUUAAAUUUGAUUUUAAAACAAACUGCUUUAAGGUUGUCACAUUAUUUAAAAAUUUGAAGCUAAAAAUAACAGUUUUGUUUUUGCAGUUGUCUGAAACCUAAACAGAACCCUGAAUUGCCUUUUAUUUUGAUAGUAUUCCAGUUACAUUAAAUAAAAUCUCAGCAGUGUUAUUUUGAAAGUCCACCCGGAUGUGGUUGUGAUCCAACUAGCUUUAAUGACACAAUUCAGCUUAACACCGGGGACAGGAGGACGACCACUAGAGGAGUUAACUUUAGACAAGUUUUGAGAUGCUUUUAAGUACAUUUUAAUGACAACUACAUUACAACAGUAACUAUUCGGGAUAUAAAUUCGUCGUCUUUUGUUUAUUUUUCACAUUUUGAAGCGUUACCGAACUAGCUAGGACAUUUCUUUUGUUUUCGGGCUUUUUUGUUAAAGUAAUUUCCUGCGACUGUCGGUGGAUAAAUGUACUCGGGUAUAUAUUUGUUUGGUUUAGUUCGCAGUCCAAAAUACAGUGGAGUUAAAGUAAGCAAGAAGACGCCAGAAGGUAUUUCCUGAAGUUGGAAGCUGAUAACCUGGAAUGACUGCAGCCGACUCCCGUGGAAAAGACAACAACGCGACCUGGACACAAGCUAGUAGGGGCAACAAAGACUGGGAAUGCUAGCUAGCAACCAAAUUGAGCCUUUUAAACUAAAUGUGCGUGGUUAUUAAGUGUUGCUGGGUCUACGCCACACCGAGAUGGAAUUAUAAAUGAGCCCCUGGCGAAACAAAUAAGGUCGGAGUGAGAGAAAUGGAAGAGGAAGGAUCACUUGAGCCAAACAUCACACCGCUGGCAGAGAUUUCCCUUUUCCAUCGCUUGGAGCCCUUCCACUAACUAUACCAUCGGGAUUGAUACCACGCCGUUCUUCGUUUUUUGCAAAUGCUGCAGUCGUUUUCUGUGUGAAAAUGAGGACGUGCUGGCUGGUGCUGCUGCUGCUGCUGAGCGGCUCCGCGGCUCAGUCCGCCUGCAAAACAUCAGACGAGCGGCCGAAAGGCAGCGGGAAAAGCCUGCCGUCCGACCGGAAAGUGGUCUGCAGCAACAUGGAGCUCGAACAGGUGUUAGCCCCGGAUUCCUUCCCCAACAGAACAGUCACCCUACUUUUAAACAACAACAAGAUUCAAGAACUCAGAAAUGGAUCCUUCUUUGGACUUUCUGCUUUGGAAAAACUGGACCUGCGGAGUAACAUAAUCAGCCAGAUUGAGUCGGGAGCUUUUUUGGGUUUACCAGCAUUAAAGAAACUAGACCUGUCCAACAACAGCAUUGGUUGCCUUAAUGGAGACAUCUUCAAGGGCCUUGGCAGUUUGAUCCGACUAAACGUUUCGGGAAACUUGUUCUCGUCUUUGGCCCAAGGAACAUUUGACAGGCUACAGUCUUUAAAGGCAUUGGAGUUCCAAACCCCGUACCUGCUUUGUGACUGCAACCUUCUGUGGCUGCUGCGCUGGAUCAAAGAGCGAAACAUUGCUGUGAAAAACACAAAGUGCUCAUACCCUCAGUCCCUCCAGGGUCAGCUCAUAACCUCCGUCAGGCCGGAGCUCCUCACCUGCGAUGCUCCACUGGAGCUGCCCUCCUUCCAGCUCACUCCAUCCCAGCGCCAGGUUGUCUUCCAGGGGGACAGCUUGCCGUUUCAGUGCCAGGCCUCUCUUGUGGCAGAUGACAUGCAGGUGCUCUGGUACCAAAAUGGACGCAUGGUCAAGUCCGAUGCCACUCAAGGCAUCUUCAUAGAAAAGCGCAUUGUGCAGAACUGCUCCUUGAUCGCGAGCGCCCUGACCAUCUCAAACAUCCAGCCUGGUUUUACGGGUAACUGGGAGUGUCGGGUACGAACCAGCAGGGGCAACACCACCAGGACAGUCCACAUUGUGGUGCUGCAAAGUUCUGCCAAGUACUGCGCUCCUGAUCGUGUGUCCAACAACAAGGGAGAGUUCAGAUGGCCUCGCACUCUAGCAGGGAUCAGAGCCUACCUCCCCUGCAACAGGCUGCCAUCCAGCGCUGGCGCCUACUCGGGCAGCUCCGCUGAGGGACGCCAGGCCUGGCGUUACUGCAGCCGGGAGGGGCUGUGGGCCGAGGAGGACUACUCUCACUGCCAGUUCCAGAAAGAUGCCACUAGAUUUCUCUUCGUCAUCAACCAGAUGCCUCUAAAUGAGAGCAACGUUGUGACCAUAGCGCGGCGCCUGCUGCUCUACACCAUCGACGCGGCUAAUUUCUCAGACAAGAUGGACAUCAUCUUUGUGGCUGAGAUGAUCGAGAAGUUUGGGAAGUUUGUUGAAAGGUUUAAGGAUUUAGGCGAGGUGAUGGUGAGCAUGGCGAGUAACCUGAUGCUAGCCGACGAGAGAGUGCUGUGGAUGGCUCAGCGUGAAGCCAUGGCCUGCUCCCGGAUCAUUGCCUGUCUGCAGAAGAUCGCUGCCUACCGCUUGGCCACAGCUCAGGCCUUCUCCCUGACAUCCCCCAACAUCGCGCUGGAGGCUCAAGCCAUCAGAGCCAACGACUGGAACAGCGUGACCUGCAUUUUGUUCCAGAGGCCCACCCCUGAGCGAACUCCCAGUCAGGAUCGCCAGCUCACAUUCAAAUGCAACAACACCAGCUCUUUCUCCACCAUCCUCCACAAGAGCACCGUGGUGGAGGCAUCUUUGCAGCUUCCUCAGUCUCUUUUCAGCCAGGCCGGUCUUCCCGGACUGAAAGACGAUACAGUCUACAAACUCCACCUGCUGGGCUUCCGUAACGGCAAGUUUUUCCCCUCCACUAACACCUCCCUGCUGGCCGAUGGAGGGGAGAGGAUGGCUGUGGCCACUCCUGUCGUCAUGACGAGGAUCAAGGGUGUGUCACUACGUGUCUUGAAGUCCCCCAUUAACAUCACCCUGCGGCGCUUUGCACACGGCUCGGACGCCGUGUCCGCCUGCUGGAACUCCAGCCUGGCUGGGGGUCAGGGCGGGUGGAGGAGCGAGGGCUGCCGCAUCCUAGAGCAUCACAACAACUUCACCACCAUAUCCUGCGACUCUCUGGGAAACUACGGUUUGCUCAUGGACCUGAGCAGCGCUGAUCAGUUUUCUCCAAGCGUCCAGCCGCUGCAUCCAGUCAUCUACACAACUAGCAUCAUACUGCUCCUGUGCUUGCUCACCAUCAUUAUUAGCUACAUUUACCAUCACAGGUCUGUACGUGUGAGCCGCAAGUUUUGGCAUAUGCUGGUUAACCUCUGCUUCCACAUCUCCCUCUCCUGUGGUGUCUUUAUGGGCGGCAUCAAUCAGACACGUAACCCAAGUGUCUGCCAGGCUGUGGGUAUUUUGAUGCAUUACUCCACUCUGGCCACUGCUCUGUGGAUUGGAGUGACUGCACGCAACAUAUACAAGCAGGUAACACGCAAAGCUAAAUGCUACGAGGAGCUGGAUGAGCCGCCGCCGCCUCCCAGGCCGAUGCUCAGGUUCUACUUAAUCGGCGAUGGGAUUCCCAUCAUCGUCUGUGGGAUCACUGCUGCAGCUAACAUCAAGAACUACGGCAGCCAGAUGAACGCCCCAUACUGCUGGAUGGCGUGGGAGCCAAGUAUCGGGGCGUUCUAUGGACCAGCUGGAUUUAUCUUCUUUGUGGACUGCAUGUACUUCCUCAGCAUCCUGCUGCAGUUACGCCGACAUCCGGAACGUUGCUAUGAGCUAAAGGAGCUGACCGAGGAGCACCAGCACCUGGCAUCCAUCAGCGGCGAGGCGGGGCCGGACGGACCCAGCAGCCACCUCCAGCCCCUGCAGCCUCAGGAAGUUGCAUCCUCCGUGGCGUCUGCCCCCCACGCUGUGCCCCUGUCGGCCCUGGAGAACGAGCACACCUUCCCGGCCCAGCUGAUGGGUGCAGCGGGAGCUUUAGGGCUGUAUGCAGCUCUCUGGGUGUUUGGCGCCGUGGCGAUAUCACAGAACCACCCUGUAGACUUGGCAUUUACCUGCCUGUAUGGGGUGACCGCCCUGGCUCUUGGGGCGUUCAUGGUGGUGUAUCACUGUGUCAACAGACAGGACAUGAGACGCUUCUGGUCACAGGCUUGUUGCUCUGGACGACAAGCGUACUCCGCACAGGAGGAUGUCCUCCUGCCUCUGCCAGGCAUGGCACUGACGUCCAUGGCGACAACUGAACCCAAAGCAGAAGGGCAGUCCACGAAGUGUGGCAACAGCAGCGCUGACUCUUCUUACACAAACAAAAGCGGCCCAAGUGCACGAAACUCCACCCACGGCCACAAGCUGACCAAUCUGCACGCGGAGGCAGCUCAGUGCAAGUCCUCCUCGGUGCCAGGGAUGGCAAACGGCACGGCCGUUUUGGACAACAGCCUAACCGAGCACUCGUUGGAUAACGAAGUGAAAAUGCACGUGGCGCCGCUGGAGGUGCAGUUUCGUCCGCUGAACAACAUCAACCCGACACCUAACGGACACGCAGGCAGGCAUCAGAAAAACAAAACCCGCGGGCACAGAGGCAGCCGGCUUGCAGUGCUGCGAGAGUACGCCUACGACGUGCCCACCAGCGUGGAGGGCAGCGUUCAGAGCGCCUCCCACAGGCGACACCUCUACUACGACAUGGCUGCGCGUAACAGCCGGCGGGCGGCCUACUUGGCUUACAGGGAGCGCCAUCAGAGCCAGCUUCAGCAGGACAGCAGCGACAGCACCAGCCUGCCCCGGCGCUCCCGCUGCGCCGGUAAAGGAAGCGGGAGCUUGUUGGGGAACGGGACCGUGGUGGCUGUAGAGACGGAGCAGCCUCCUUCCUCGGGAUUAUCCAGCACCAGUAAAGACUGUGAUCCAGUGCAGCAGCCCAGCAGCACGGAACUGGAAAACAAGUCCUACGGGCUCAACCUGGUCACGGAAAACGGCGGCACGGCCAAAGAAAACACACCGUCGGUGCCUUUAAGCAACAGCGACAGUGCCAGUUCAAAAACUGGUCUGUGGAAACAUGAAACUACUGUCUAGAGACACGUAUGGCCUCUACACUGUGAAAUGUGUUGUUGUACAGUUCUGCCUUUUACAGAGUACUGCCACUGAGCAGUCCUUGUAGAUAUUCUGUGUAAAUCUUCUGUUAUUGGGGUUUUUCCCAGCUUAUUUGAGAAUUGUGUACAUGAAGCUGUAUGACCUUAGCUGUGAAUUGUGCAUAUCUUCACCAUGACGCUUUGCACCUGUUUUCUUGGUGUUCCAAACAGUAAUAAUAAAAACUGAACCAUUUACUUAA